CUGGUCCGGCUGUGUGAAGAACAGGGCUUUGAUAAAAACAAACGGCGACGGCGUCUCGGCUGUGUCUAUGGCCGAGGCGGUGAAGCCCCAGCGCCGGGCCAAGGCCAAGGCCAGCCGGACUAAAACCAAGGAAAAGAAGAAAUAUGAAACCCUUCGGACGGAGGAGUCUGAUGAAAUCUCUCUUCCAAAAACCUCCAGAGAGCAGGAAAUCCCUACUCUAGCUUGUGAAUUCAAAGGAGACUAUCUAAAGGUGUUAACUGAAUCCCAGCUCAAUAGUGAUGCCAGUGGACAAAAUGAAAGUGAAAUGUUUGAUGUACCACUCACCUCCUUGACUCUAGGCAAUGAAGGAUCCCUGACAUGUAACACACAGUCCCUUAAAGAAGGGGAAGAGUCCAGAACUUACAUUAGGGAUGACAAUGAUGAAAUCAGGCUGAAGGUGAACUCAGGAGACAAUGUUGGAACUAAAGUAGAAACCCCCAAGAGUGUUACAGAAGUAGAGGAAAACACGUUGGUACCAUGUGGACCUUCAGAAAGCACACUGCAUUCUGAUUUUUCUAUUCAUCAGGAAAUAGAAAAUAUACAAAUCAGAGAAAUUCAGAAUAGGAAAGAAGAUAAACAAGCCCUGGGCUGUUCUUCAGAGAUGCUUCAAAGUGUUGGUCUUCAGAGUUSUUAUGAAGCCAGAGAAGUGUCUCAGCUACCCAGAGUGAAGAAACUGUAUCCCCAGUUGCCAACCGAAAUUGCUGGAGAGGCGCCAGCCUUGGUGGCAGUGAAACCCUUACUUUGUAGUGAGAGACUCUAUCCAGAACUUCCAUCUCAGCCAGAACUGGUACCAUUUACUAAAGAACAGCUGAAAAUCUUGGAGCCUGGUUCAUGGCUAGAGAAUGUUGAGUCAUAUUUAGAAGAAUUUGACAGCUUGGCUCAUCAGGACAGGCAUGAAUUUUAUGAGUUACUUUUGAACUAUUCACGAUGUAGGAAGCAGUUGCUGCUGGCUGAAGCUGAACUACUUACUCUGACGUCUGAUUGCCAAAAUGCUAAAAGCCGACUCUGGCACUUUAAGGAGGAACAGCUGUCUGUACAGGGUAUCUGUGCAGAUCAAGUGAAAGUUUCUGGCUAUCAUCGAUACCAGAGAGUAGAGAUGAAUGAAAAUGCACUGGGGGAGCUGAAGAAGCUAUUUGAUGCCAAAUGUGAGCACCUCCACCAGACCCUGGCCCUUCAUUCUUACACUUCUGUGCUCUCAAGGUUGCAAGUGGAGUCUUAUAUCUACUCAUUGCUCAAUAGCUCAGCUGUUCUGAGGUCCUUAGCAGUUCACCAGCAAGGCCGAGCUUCUAAACAGAUAGACAGCGUUCCUUCUGAUCUGUGUCAGUUGAAGGAGUGUAUUAGUGUCUUAUUCAUGUUCACGAGGAGAGUAAAUGAAGAUACUCAGUUCCAUGAGGAUAUUCUUCUCUGGCUGCAGAAAUUGGUAUCAGUGUUACAAAGAGUUGGCUGUCCUGGAGAUCACCUCUUUCUCCUGAACCAUAUUCUUCGAUGCCCAGCUGGAGUUAGUAAGUGGGCUGUUCCUUUCAUCCAGAUCAAAGUGUUGAAUAACCCAUCAGGGGUCUUUCAUUUUAUGCAGUCACUUGCCCUACUGAUGUCUCCUGUCAAAAAUCGAGCAGAGUUCAUGUGCCACAUGAAGCCCAGUGAGUGGAAGUCAUCCUCUUCAGGGCCUGCAUCUGGGACCUGGACACUCGUGGAUGAGGGAGGAGAAGAGGAUGAAGAUCCUGAGACUAGUUGGAUUCUCCUUAAUGAAGAUGACUUGGUUAUCCUUUUUUCACAGUUUCCAUUCCAUGAACUCUUUCAACAUCUUCUUGGGUUUAAAGCAAAUGGAGAUUAUUUACCUGAAACAACAAGACCUCAAGAGAUGAUGAAAAUUUUUGCCUUUGCCAACUCAUUAGUCGAACUUCUGGCUGUGGGGUUAGAAACCUUUAACAGAGCACGCUAUAGGCAGUUCGUGAAGCGGAUUGGUUAUAUGAUCAGGAUGACCCUUGGCUAYGUGAGUGACCAUUGGGCACAAUAUGUGAGCCACAGUGGAGGCUUGGGAUCAGCCUUGCAGCCCUACUCCUUGGAAAAACUACAGGUGGAAUUUGAUGAGCUGUUUUUGAGAGCUGUCCUACAUGUGCUGAAAGCCAAAAGACUUGGCAUUUGGCUGUUUAUGUCUGAAAUGCCCUUCGGGACGUUGUCAGUUCAGAUGCUCUGGAAGCUCUUCUACCUCAUGCACCAGGUGGAGUGUGGGAACCUGCAGCAGCUCUGCCCUGCCCUCCAGCCGGCUGAGUGCAAGAGGCAGCUCCAAGACCCAGAACAUUUUGUGAACUUUGAGAAGUGUCUUUCUUCUAUGAAUAGCUCGGAAGAGAUUUGUCUUCUGACUACCUUUGCUCAGAUGGCUCAGGCCAGAAGAACCAAUGUGGAUGAAGACUUCAUAAAAAUUAUUGUUCUGGAGAUAUAUGAGGUAUCUUAUGUCACCCUCUCCACCAGAGAGACUUUUUCAAAGGUUGGUCGAGAGCUUUUGGGGGCCAUUACAGCUGUUCAUCCUGAGAUAAUUUCUAUCCUUUUGGAUCGAGUUCAAGAGACCAUUGACCAGGUUGGAAUGGUUUCUUUAUACUUGUUUAAAGAAUUGCCUUUGUAUCUCUGGCGACCUUCUGCUUCGGAGCUAGCUGUGGUUCGGGGUUGGUUAUUGAAUCACAACCUGACAGCAGUGAAGAACAAAUUGGCCUGUGUUAUUUUAGAAGGACUGAACUGGGGAUUUGCUGAACAGGGUAUUCUUCAUCUGGAUCAAGCAGUCCAUUCUGAAGUGGCCUUAAUGGUUCUAGAAGCUUAUCAGAAGUACCUUGCACAGAAGCCAUAUGCUGGGCUAAUUUCUGAAAGUAUGAAGCAGGUUUCAUAUUUGGCCAGUAUUGUUCGAUAUGGAGAAACCCCUGAGACCUCAUUUAACCAAUGGGCCUGGAAUUUGAUCUUGAGGUUAAAACUGCACAGAAAUGACUAUGGAAUACAGCAGAAUUGCCCAACUGUUCCCUUCUGCAGCAUGGUGCCUGACAUGACAGAGUCACCUGCAUUUCAUCCUCUCUUGAAGGCUGUGAAAGCUGGCAUGCCCAUUGGCUGUUAUCUCGCCUUAUCUAUGACAUCUGUGGGCCACAGCAUUGAGAAGUUCUGUGCAGAAGGCAUUCCACUGUUGGGAAUUCUGGUCCAGUCGAGGCAUUUGAGAACAGUGGUCCACGUCCUAGAUAAGAUUCUACCUUUGUUUUACCCUUGCCAGUAUUACCUUCUGAAGAAUGAGCAGUUUUUGUCGCACUUCCUCCUCUUCCUCCACUUGGACAGUGGUGUACCUCAGGGUGUCACGCAGCAGGUCACUCACAAGGUGGCACAGCACCUCACAGGAGCCAGCUAUGGGGACAACGUGAAGCUUCUCAACAGCAUGAUCCAGGCGCAUAUAUCUGUAAGCACGCAGCCCAAUGAAGUCGGUCCUGUUGCCGUGUUGGAGUUCUGGGUUCAGGUUCUCAUAAGCCAGCAUCUUUGGUACCGAGAACAACCCAUCCUCUUCCUCAUGGACCACUUGUGUAAGACAGCCUUUCAGCUGAUGCAGGAGGACUGUGUACAGAAGUUACUCUACCAGCAACAUAAGAAUGCUCUAGGUUACCACUGUGACCGGAGUCUGCUCUCUUCCUUGGUGAGCUGGAUCGUGGCAGGCAACAUCACUCCAUCUUUCAUAGAAGGCUUGUCCAUGCCCACUCAGGUCUGGUUUGCAUGGAUUGUGCUGAACAUGGAAUCCAUCUUUGAAGAGGACUCCCAGCUCAGAAGAGUUGUUGAAGGGGAAUUGGUUAUAAACUCUGCUUUUACCCCUGACCAAGCUCUGAAGAAAGCCCAGGCCCAGCUGAAGCUCCCGAUUGUCCCAUCCCUACAGAGGCUGCUGAUUUAUCGCUGGGCCCACCAGGCUCUGGUCACACCUUCUGAUCAUCCUCUUCUGCCACUCAUCUGGCAGAAGUUCUUCCUCCUGUAUCUUCACCGCCCAGGACCACAAUAUGGGUUACCCAUAGAUGGUUGUAUUGGAAGAAGGUUUUUUCAAAGUCCUGCUCAUAUCAACUUGUUGAAAGACAUGAAGAGACGCCUGACUGAGGUGGCCGAUUUCCACCAUGCUGCGAGCAAGGCCAUCCGUGUUCCAGCAGAGGGCAGUGAAGGGCUACCAGAGAGCCAGGAUGUCACCCCUGGUUACCUGACUUCUCCAGAACUGCACACAGAACUCGUGAGGCUCUUCAAUGUAUAUAUAUUAUGGCUAGAAGAUGAAAAUUUUCAAAAAGGAGAUACCUAUAUCCCUUCUCUACCAAAGCAUUAUGAUAUUCACAGGCUAGCAAAAGUGAUGCAGAAUCAGCAGGAUCUGUGGAUGGAGUAUUUGAACAUGGAACGUAUCUAUCAUGAGUUCCAGGAAACUGUUGGUGUGUGGAUGCAGGCCAAGCUCGAAUCCCAUUCCAUACCCUGCAGCUUGUCGGCACAGCUGGACUUCACUGAUCCUUUGUUGGCCAAAGAAAGGAUCUUAAGUAACUUGCGGAAACACGAGGCUCCCCAACCUCCCCUUGUUCUGCAUCCCAUGAGGCCUCCUGUGCCAGUUAUUUCCUCCACCGUCCUGCUGAGUCACAAGGAAACUACCCAACUGGUGUGCACAGACCUGAAUGUGCUGCAACAGCAGGCCAGAACUGCAGCUCUUCGGGAGUCUCAGCAGGUUGCCCUGGAUGGUGAGCUGUUGGAUAUAAUGCCCAAACAGUACAUGAAUCGAGAAGAACAGACCACACUGCAUUUGGAGUGUAGAGGCAGCAGUGGUAAGAAAUGCCAGGGAGCAGCAGUUGUAACAGUUCAGUUUGAAGGCAUGUAUAAGAAUGAAGCAGUGAGCCAACAGCUUCAUAUUUUGCGAAAAGAAGUGAAACAGUUGCAAGCAGAAGCUGCUAAACCACCUGCACUGAGUAUUGUGGAAGCUGCUGUACAUGCAGAGAACCUAAUUACGACCUUAGUGAAUGCCUACAAGUUGCAACCAACACCUGGGUUUCAGAAGGUUGGCAUUAGCCUUUUCUUUACUAUUGUGGAUUAUGUAAGCGAUGAGACGCAGCGCCACCCCCCCACAAGACAGUUCUUCACUUCAUGCAUUGAGAUCUUGGGACAGGUGUUCAUCAGUGGUACUACAUCAGAAUGCAAAAAGGUACUUCAGACCAUUCUGAAGAAUAGAAGGCUCUGCUCUCUUCUGUCGCCUUUCUUCACUCCCAAUGCUGCGCCUGCAGAAUUCAUACAACUGUAUGAGAAAGUGGUGAAGUUUCUGAGUGAAGACAACAGUGAUAUGAUUUUCAUGCUGCUAACCAAGUUCGAUCUUAAGCAAUGGUUAAACGCCACUAAACCUCCUCUGUCUGAUCGUACCAGGCUUCUGGAGUCCAUUCAUUUGGCACUUACUGCCUGGGGCCUUGAACCAGAUGAAGAUAUUUUGAUGCCAUUUAAUCUUUUCUGUAAGCACUGGACUUACCUUCUUCUCUACCAGUUCCCUGACCAGUACAGUGAUGUUCUCAGGCUGCUGAUGCAAAGCUCUUCAGAGCAGUUGCUGAGCCCUGAGUGUUGGAAAGCCACUCUGCGAGCCCUGGGCUGCACUGCCCCUAGCUGCCAUCAGGGGGCAGCUUCUGCAGAGGGCACUGUGCUGCACAGCUCUUCAAAUGUUCUCUUGUCAGAUAAGCAGGUAGUGGAGACCAUACAGUGGCUUUCAGACUUUUUUUAUAAGCUUCGGUUAUCCAAGUUGGACUUUAAAAGCUUUGGUUUAUUUUCAAAAUGGAAUCCGUACAUGGCUGAUGUGAAGAUACUUUUGGGCUAUCUUGUGAAAAGGCUGAUUGACUCAGAAAUGGCCUCCUUGGCCCAAGACCCAUCUGCCAGCAGCAAAACAGUACUGAGAUCCCUACAUUCAGUAACCAUCCAGCUCUUUAAGCCAUGGAUCUUGGUUUUAGAGGACAGUGAAAGCACCCAACAGCGACAUUACCCCUGGCUGGAAAGUGAUGCUGUGGUGGCCUCAGACAUUGUGCAGUUGUUCACUGACUGUGUGGAUUUACUGCAUGAGAGUUUUAAAGACAAGCUGUUGCCAGGUGAUGAAGGAGCCCUUCGGUUACACCUGAUGCAUUAUUGUGAAGCAUGUACUGCACCCAAAAUGCCGGAGUUCAUUCUGUAUGCUUUUCAUAGUGCAUACCAGAAACUCCAGUGGAAGGACCUGCAUCCCGAUCAGAUGCUCAUGGAGGCCUUCUUCAAAGUGGAACGAGGAAGCCCCAAGAGCUGUUUCUUGUUUUUGGGAACCGUGCUCUGUGAAGUCAAUUGGGUUAGUGUGCUUGCCGAUGCCUGGAACCCCAAUCCCCAGCCUGAAACCCGGAGCAUGAUUGUCUGCCUCCUUUUCAUGAUGAUUUUACUGGCAAAGGAAGUUCAACUUAUAGAACAGACAGAUUCGCCUUUACUUAGUCUCCUUGGACAGACAAGCUCGCUCUCGUGGCACCUUGUGGACAUUGUGUCGUACCAGAGUGUGCUAAAUUAUUUCAGCAGUCACUACCCACCGACCAUCAUCCUGGCAAAGGAAUCUUCUGCUGAAUUGAUUGUGAAGCUUCUGAAAGUGUCUGCAGGACUUUCCAUUCCUACUGACAGCCAGAAACAUCUUGAUGUGGUUCCAAAAUGCCAAGCUUUCACUCAUCAGAUGGUUCAAUUCCUCAGCACCCUGGAACAAACUGGAAAAGUCACCUUUGCUGUCCUAGAACAGGAAAUGUCUAAGCUCUUGGAUGAUAUCAUUGUCUUUAACCCGCCUGACAUGGACAGCCAGACCCGCCACAUGGCCCUCAGCAGCCUCUUUAUGGAAGUCCUGAUGAUGAUGAACAAUGCAACUAUUCCAACGGCAGAGUUCCUCCGGGGCAGUAUCCGGACCUGGAUUGGCCAAAAAGUGCAUGGGCUGGUGGUGCUGCCCCUGUUAACGGCAGCCUGCCAGAGCUUGGCAUCCGUCCGCCACAUGGCAGAGACUACAGAAGCCUGCAUCUCUGCCUACUUUAAGGAAGGCUCCCUCAAUCAAAAUUUAGGAUGGGGUCCCAUUCUGGUGUCCCUUCAAGUUCCUGAGCUCACUAUAGAAGAAUUUCUGCAGGAGUGCCUGGCCCUUGGCAGUUAUCUGACCCUUUAUGUCUACCUGCUCCAGUGUUUGAAUAGUGAGCAGACUCUAAGGAAUGAAAUGAAGGUGCUGCUCAUCCUCAGCAAGUGGUUGGAACAGGUGUAUCCAAGCUCUGCACAGGAAGAGGCAAAACUAUUUCUAUGGUGGCACCAAGUCCUGCAACUGUCCCUGAUUCAGACUGAGCAGAACGACUCAGUCCUCACGGAAUCUGUUGUCCGAAUUCUGCUCAUGCUUCAGAGCAGGCAAAACCUCCUGGCUGAGGAGAGACUCAGCUCUGGGAUUUUGGGGGCAAUUGGACUGGGCCGGAAGUCUCCCUUGUCCAACAGGUUCCGAGUGGCUGCCCGAGGCAUGGCUGCCUUCCUUUCAAUUCAGGUUCCUUCAGAAGAUCAGAUCCGACUGAAGCCUGGCUCUGAACUACAUUUGACCCCAAAAGCUCAGCAGGCUCUGACUGCUCUUGAAUCCAUGACACUGAGUAAGCAGUAUGUUGAAUACCAGGAUCAGAUUUUGCAAGCUGCCCAGUUUAUAAAGCAUCCUGGCCAUUGCCUCCAAGAUGGGAAAAGCUUCCUGGCUCUUCUCGUUAACUGUCUCUACCCAGAAGUGCAUUAUCUGGACAAUAUACGGUAGUAACCACAAGGCUCCGUGACAAACCCCAUCACUGUUUAUGUUUACAUUUAACUUUGCUGUUGCACAAAUAACUUUGCUCACUUUCAUUGUAGAGUUCAGUUUAGCCACGGAAUGGGUGACUGGAGAUGCAAUUGGGAGGCAUUAGGUGAUUCCGUGUGUCCCUGUGUCCGUGUGUGUGUGUGUGUGUGUGUGUGUGUGUGUGUGUGUGUGUGUGUUUCACUCUCUGGGGACUUUUUAGUUUUUAUGUUCAUCCACAACUGAAACUUACUAAGUUCCACUUGGGUACAGAGCCACUCACAGUUGCCAACUGUCCUCAUCUCAUAAGACCCGCAGAGGGAAUUUUCAUGAUAUGUCUCCACCUCUGACUCCCCUGUUUUAUUUAAACGUCAAGAUUCCUGUGCCAGAUCUGACUGCUUUGCGAGUCAUAUAUAACCCUCACUUUGAACCCCAUUUGUGUGCUUUUA
Messenger RNA from Urocitellus parryii (Arctic ground squirrel), 8274 nucleotides. RefSeq names its product ectopic P-granules 5 autophagy tethering factor (gene Epg5). Gene Ontology annotation, biological process: autophagosome maturation. NCBI's taxonomy places the organism in Eukaryota, Metazoa, Chordata, Mammalia, Rodentia, Sciuridae. The record is from RefSeq and is a predicted model, not a curated record. Gene Ontology annotation, cellular component: cytoplasm.